GGAAACGAUUUGUUUAUUUCAAGCUCCGUUUUAUUAUAAUUCCAAAUUUGACUUACGUUUAUGACAUUAAAUUAUAUAGUAGACAUUUAGAUAUGGCUUGGAAAACUGAAGUAAUACUGUGAAGACUUGAGUUCUGUACAUACAUGUGUGGAAUGAACUGCAGUCAUGUUGUGAUCGUUACACAUUCAAUAUGAGGAGAGGGCAUAGCUCUACCAAUGCUCUCCUACAGAAAGUUUCGUCCCAGCUGAAGGGCGAGCGGGUGCCAAUCAAGACCCGUGAAGAGGAUGAACUGACAGCCUAUCUUACUUCACUGGCACUGAAAACUUCUCAACAAACGAAAUCAGUGAACUUUGAAGACUAUGGAGAGAACAUUUCAAUUUCCAGUGACAGUCAUGUACUGUCACAAUCUUCUGCACACCAGAAGAUUCCCAAACUGUCGGCAGAAGGCAGCAAAUUUCUCAAAAAGAAAACAUCUGAGAAACCACAGGAAAAUUCUGCCUCGGUGUCCAAACAGCGAUCAGCCAUGCCUGUUCCGAUAUCUUCAGCCCAGAAAUAUUCAUCUGCGGCAUCAUCUCUGAAAAAAGCUGCCGCUGUGGUACAGAGUAUUCCUGAGAGAAGACCGUCACCAUCAGCGUAUAAAUCCUACAUUGAGACAGACACGGAGGACACUAGUGUUAGUCUGGCCAAGUACAUGCACCCGCGACCUCGGUCGGCAUCCGAUCACAGCAUUGGCAAAGAUGGAAGUCGAUUUUUGCGGAAAUCUCAGGAGAAAAUCGGAGAAGGAGAUAUGCGCUCAAGCAGACCUGCUGUGGCUGAUAGAUCAUCACCAAUACAUAAUAAACAACACGCUGCUAGAGAAAAAGUUCCUGAAUAUGCGUACAAGGGUUCUGUGAAGUAUGCAUCUAGUGUACACCUGACAUCAGAAGAAGAGAGUCUGGCUGAUUUCCGACAUCGUCUUGAAUCGUCAGACAAAAAGACAAGGAAUAAAUCAGCUGAGAGGAUGAUGCGAGCUCAGUCCCCGUUUCGACAGUCUCCCCCUCCUGACCGGCCCAGUACGAGGAGGCGAAGUUCUUCCUAUGGGAGUCCCCGGCGGACUCCCUCUCCCCAGGGUGUUCACGCCGCACACUCGCGGUACUCCCGCUCUGUGUCACAAGACUCUGACAAUGUGGAUUCCAUCAUUAGUGAGGCAAUGGACUCAGCCGAUUCUUCUCCAGACCAGAUACUUAGCAUGGUCAAUCUUAUGGACAUUGACUCAUUGGAGCCAGCAUUGUUAGCACCUAAACCUCAGGUCACAUCAAAGAACAAAUCAGGGAAAAAGGACUCUAAAUCACAGUUACUGAAUAAGCAAACCACAGUUAAAGAUUCACCUUUCAAAGCUAAGAAAGAAGCUAAAACAGAGUCUGUGUUUAAGGCAAAAGAAAAGAGUGACUCAGUAUUUAAAGUAAAAGACUCCCACAAAGAAUCUAAAGGAUCUGUGUUGAUGGCUUCCAGUUCAGAUUCCCCUUUUAAGCCUAAAUCCAAAGGUACAGAGAAAUUGGUGUUUAAGGCUAAAAAUCAAGUCGACAGUUCUAAAGGAUCCAUUUUCAAAAAGGAUAAUAGAGCUGUCUCAAAAGCUACAAAAAAAUCAACUGGAGAUAGUGAUUUGUUGCAAAAGUUUGGCGUUAUGAGUGUCAAUGAUCUGUUGGGUGAUAUAGAAUCGGAGAAAACUGACAGCCUGGAUGGCGACAAUUCAGAGAUAGUUACAGAGAGAUCUGAUAUUUUUGCAUCACGAAACCGAGCGGAUUCCGUUUCCGAGGUGGUCACUCACAUGGAGCCAGUGAUGAAGCGACAGACGAGCCAACACUCACUGCAGCGCAAGAGUUCACCGGACUUCAGUGACCGGACUGCGAGCAUCAGUGAGAAAAUCGGCAUCCAGAGUUCAGAGCGAUCUGUGAGCGACAGCAGGCGCAGAAGUCUGUUAACGGAUGACGAUACGGGCCCACAAUAUACAGAGGACUUUGAAGAAGACGUCGCUGGAUCUACUCUCAGUGAAAGCAGCAGUAUUGAAUCUGAGGUGGAGCCUACAAAAGCAAAAAAAUCUCGGGUUGAGAUGAAAAGUGCAGAAGUACAGACAGAGAAACGACCAGGGUUGUCGUACAAGUGGGACUUGACGGCGUCAGGACUGGCCAUCUCAGGCCCUGGCUAUGGACUCGAUUUUGUCGACCCUACGCCAAUUGCGUCUCACGUUGUCAGUGCAGAUGCACUAGAAGCCGUCACGUCAUACAGUCCUUGCAUGCUGGCUCUGCAUGAUCUCCUCAAACAGCAGUUGGCUCUCACUACGAACUUUCUUGAGGUCCAAAACCGUCUGUAUGAAAACUACACGAGUUCCAUUGAAAGCAACUACCAUUACACCACAUUGGAAGCAACCAAAGAGUACAUCAAGAAACAUCGUAAACCGCGACUGACCUUCAAGAAGGCUUUGAAGAUGGUUACUAAUGAAAUGGACAGAUGACCAAUGUGUAGCAUGUGAAUUUUAAUACAAUAUCCAGGUGCAAAAAUUCCCAUGUAUGGUCAUCAUGUGAACUUGUUAGAUUAAAAGAUGUCAAAAUC
Messenger RNA from Gigantopelta aegis, 2589 nucleotides. RefSeq lists its product as uncharacterized. Bases 191 to 2491 code for a protein of 766 amino acids. The transcript has 9 exons. Lineage: Eukaryota; Metazoa; Mollusca; Gastropoda; Neomphalida; Peltospiridae. The record is from RefSeq and is a predicted model, not a curated record.